Molecule: messenger RNA, 447 nt
Organism: Paramecium octaurelia
Lineage: Eukaryota; Ciliophora; Oligohymenophorea; Peniculida; Parameciidae
Source: the annotation of a GenBank genome assembly
AUGCGAACUAAGUUCCACACUCUUUCCAUCCCCACUAAAGUGAGCAUCUGGUAAUCAGAAUUUUCAGAUGAACAAAAAUGCAAAAAAUAACAUAACACCUAUUCCAGAUCAAAACUGGAUGAUUUCAUAAAUGAGAAGCCUGAUCGUCUCAAAACUAUUUCCGAUCUCAAAAUGUCUUAGGUCAUUAAUCAUAAACGUAAAUUAGCCCAACCUGCAAAUAUUGCUUGGAUGUACACUUACAAAUCAUAAUAAAAAUUACAUAAGCUAUCCUUUAUGAAUGAAUAUCUGAAAUCUAUUAUAGAAGAAAAUAAAUUAAAGCCUAGCCUAGAAUAAUUAUCACAUCCACGAAAUCCAUAUAUCAACCACAAAGAUUUUAUUAAUGACAAAUACGUCUAAAGGAAAAAACUAUUUCGUAAACCUCAGAAAUUCACUUAAACAUUAUAAUGA